This is a messenger RNA of Schistocerca serialis cubense, 1529 nucleotides long. It is a transcript of the gene mRpS25, whose product is annotated as probable 28S ribosomal protein S25, mitochondrial. The record is from RefSeq and is a predicted model, not a curated record. Gene Ontology annotation, cellular component: mitochondrion. The transcript has 4 exons. NCBI's taxonomy places the organism in Eukaryota, Metazoa, Arthropoda, Insecta, Orthoptera, Acrididae. Gene Ontology annotation, molecular function: structural constituent of ribosome. Bases 81 to 584 code for a protein of 167 amino acids.
AUUAUCUUUGGCAAGGGUCGGCAGUAUUUGUUUACAUUUUUGCGUUGUUUGUAUGAACCGGCAAGUCUUAAAUAUUAGCAAUGCCGUUUAUGAAAGGGCGAGCACCUAUAAGAAGGACUCUGAAGUAUCUUGAAGCAGGAAAACUUAUUUUCAAACCCAGAGUAAAGAUAUUUACGGUUAAUUACAACACUUCUGGUGAUCAUCAUCAGGGAGCAAGGGACUUUGUAUUUUGGUACCUUCCUCAGAUUCAGUACAAAAAUCCAGAUGUCCAAGUUGCAACAUUUAAGAACAUGACACCAUCACCUUUUAUAAGAUGUUUCUUUGAUGAUGGAGAACAAAUGUUAAUUGAUAUUGACAGUAAAACCAAGGAGCAAGUACAUAAUCAUGUGCAAAAAGUAAUAUGUAAACCAGAGAGUGUUUUGGCUGCAGAAUUAACAGCCAAGGAGAAGAAAGACAAUCCUGCAAAUUUUGGUUUUGGCUGUGAAAAGCAUUGCAUAUGUGAAAUCCUUGGACAGGUUCCAUGCCCUGGUGUAGUUCCAUUGCCAAAAGAAUGGAGAGGGAAAUACAAAUAUAAAAAAGAAUAAAAUCUCCAUACUUGUAAAGACCCCAUGCUAAUAGAUAUAUUUGUUGUUGUUUAUAAAUAAAUGUGUGGACAGUACCGAAUUAUAGUCUCCAGUGUCAUUGUUUGAAUCUGUGAUAUGUUGUUAACAUAUAAUGUAUUCGUAGAAAGAGUAUUUGUUGAACAGGCUCUAAUAAUUAUUUCACUGCUUGUUAUCUGCAAACAAUAGUCAGUUUUUAUUGUAGGUUCAUACAAAUUUCAGAUUUUUUUUUUCUGAAGCCAUGGUAUAAGUGAAUUGGAAUGAUCAAUAAAUCACUCACACCUAUACAACAUGCUUAUCAAAUUUCAUACCUGAAUUUUGUCAAGGCAGCAUGUGUUUACCUUCCAGUCCAGGGGUGCCUAAUGUUGGUGGUAUUGGCCAUCCAAAAUGUAUAAAGGGCAGUGUAUAGAUAAAACUGAUAUGAAUUCUUUGUUUGUAAUGAUGACUGUAUAUGCAACUACUAAAAUGUUAGGAAGAACUCCUCUCACAGCUGGUAAAAUUGUUGUUUAUUAAAACAUGACUAGUUUCGCAGCUUUAAGCCACAUCAUCAGAUUAGCAAUGUUAAAAGAUCAUAGGCAUACUCAUUGCUCAUAGUCAAAAGUCAUUAUUCAGAGAAUUUUGCCAAUAUUAUGGUGAGUGAAAGGUAAAGAAGUAGUGCCCCAUUCUUUAAAAUUUGCCUGCAUCAGUAUGACAGCAGGGCAGCUCAGCUUUCUUAUCUAUUGACAAUAUUCUCUGAAUAGUAAUUUUUGUCUAGGGGAGGUGUAUGCCUAUGAUCUUUUAACACUGUUCACCUGUUGAUGUGGCUUAAAGCCGGAAAACCACUCAUGCUUUAAUAAACAACAAUUUUACCACCUGUGAGCGGAGUUCUUCCUAACAUCAUGCCUUUCUACAGCUGUGGUUGCCUGGAAAAUAAAAUAGUUUGUUGUAAAA